AAAAUUUGGUUUUUCUCUGAGGUUGGUCAUACUGAAAUUGCAGCUGCUGGAUUAUUUUCACACGCAAAAAAAGUUAAACUAUUUAGUAAUUGAAAAAAUCUUUACGGAAUAAAACAUUUAGUUAACAAAAAGGAAGGCAUUAACAUUAAAAAACUAUUUUCACCCACAACAGUUUGUUCGACAUAAUAAAUUUGGUGAUUUUGUAAGGAAGAAAGGUCAAACGAAGUAGAAUUGUCAAAGUCGCGCAAAUACGAGCAAAACAAAGAGAUUGACGUGUGCUGUAAUGGAAUAGACAUCAACAUUUUAUUUGCCCACAGAACUACAGUAGUCAUGGAUGAUAAUUCACAGGAUAUUUGCCGUGUGUGCCGUUGUGAGGCACAAUCGGACCGUCCACUAUUCUACCCAUGUAUAUGUACGGGCAGUAUUAAGUACAUACACCAGGACUGCUUAAUGCAAUGGAUGCGUUAUUCACAUAAGGAGUAUUGUGAAUUGUGCGGUCAUCGCUUUAGCUUUCAGCCGAUCUAUUCGCCUGAUAUGCCGCGUGUUUUGCCCUUACGUGAUGUGGCUGGUGGUUUAUUAUCGGCUGUUGCCAAGGCAGCCAAAUCAUGGUUCCAUUAUUCUUUAGUCGGUUUGGCCUGGUUCGGUAUCGUGCCAUUGUCUGCCUACCGUACAUACCGUUAUUUGUUUCGCGCUUCAUCAUUUGACAUGAUACUAUCCAUGCCGUUCGACGUUUUCUCCACAAACAAUUUGGCUUCUGAUGCAUUCCGCGGUUGUUUCGUUGUAACUUGUACGCUACUGUCGUUUAUCGGUUUAGUUUGGCUGCGAGAGCAGAUAUUACAUGGUGGUGGUCCGGAUUGGUUGGAACGCGACGAUGCACCAGCUGCUGUGAAUGAUGGCGAAGAACAAGCACAACCGGAAGUAGCUAGACCACCAGCCGCUGCUGAAGAUGUCAGAGUUGGUGGAGGUGUUGAUGCUGCAGUGCAAGCUGAACUUGGUGGUGACGAUGUUGCCGACAUUGAAGAUGAUGAAAGUGACAAUGAGGAAGCGCCUAUUGAUAUGCCAAUGAAUAAUGCAGCGCCAGCAGCUGUUAAUCCUGCAGAAGAGGAAGGUGAAAUACCGUUGGAAUUCGGACCAAGACAACAACAUCUGCCGGGUGUUGGCAACAACAAUAACAAUGUUAAUGCAGCAGCCGAUGAUGCAGGCGCCGCACAAGCUGGUGCCGCCGCAGCUGGUGCAGGUGCUGCCGCUGAAAAUGAUAACGACAACGAUGAACCUAACUGGAAUCCAAUGGAAUGGGAUCGUGCCGCCGAAGAACUGACUUGGGAGCGUUUGCUUGGACUGGAUGGUUCAUUAAUCUUUCUGGAACACGUAUUUUGGAUAAUCUCGCUAAAUACUCUAUUCAUUGUUACAUUCGCUUUUUGCCCUUACUGUAUUGGCAAUUUUAUACUAAGCUCUUUGGAUCUGCUGCAACCGGAUAAACCGCUGCUGCAUUUCCACGGUCUCAUCACCACGCUAUUCGGCUACUGCUUCAUCGGCUUAACUUUGGUUGUGCUACACUUCUUUGCGCGCGUCUUUCGUAUGCGUCGCGUGCGCUGGUUAAUCGGUCUGUGCUAUAUAGUUGUGAAAGUGUCGCUGCUGUCCGUUGUUGAAAUCGGUGUACUGCCACUAGUGUGCGGUUGGUGGUUGGAUAUAUGCUCGUUACCACUGUUCGAUGCCAGCAUAAAGGAUCGCAAGGUGAGCUUCAAAGCUGCUCCAGGUACAUCGCUCUUUGUUCACUGGAUGUUUGGCAUGGUGUAUGUCUACUACUUCGCCGCUUUCAUCUCAUUGUUGCGGGAAGUACUGCGUCCCGGUGUGCUCUGGUUUUUGCGUAAUCUGAACGAUCCGGAUUUCAGUCCAAUACAGGAAAUGAUCCAUUUGCCAAUACUGCGCCAUGUACGCCGUCUUAUUGCUUCCGCUAUGAUUUUUGGCUCCGCUGUGCUCUUAAUGCUUUGGCUACCGAUACGCAUGCUCAAAACAAUUUGGCCGUCAUUCUUACCUUACACACUAUCUGGCGAUUCGGUUGUUAAUGAGCUCAGCUUGCAACUACUACUGCUGCAGAUAAUUCUGCCCGGCUUCUUUGAACAAUCGCAUACACGCAUUUGGCUUAAGGGCUUGUUACGCAUAUGGUGUGUUUGUGUAUCCUGGGUGCUUGGCAUACGCAGUUAUUUGCUCGGUACUGAACAACCUAACGCUGACGCCGCCAAUAAUGCUGCAAACGGUGCCGCCGCCGCUGCACCAGCCGCUGAAGCUGCACCCGAAGCUGCUGCCAAUAAUGAUGCCGCACCGCAACCGAAUGCCAACGCUGACCAAGCAGAUGCUGCCGCCGCACGCCCACAACCCGCACUACCGUUACCACGCGAACGUAACCUCGGUGCAGUGCAUCAGGCUAUAAUGCAACGCGAUGUGCCGGUCGGUUUUCAACCAUACGAUCGUCCAUCACUCUUCCCGUUGCGCUUGUGUGGUCUACUCUUUUUCAUGUGCGUGUCUUUGGUAAUCGCUUCGGUCAUAACACUAACGGUACCGGUUUGGAUUGGUCGUCAAGUGAUGGCUUUGUGGUCCGUUGGUGGCCAUUUCACAAAUCAAGUAGUAGCCCAAGCACCGGAGGUAUCACCACGUCCACACGAACUGUACACGGCCGCAUUGGGCACCUAUCUCUGUUGGAUAAUCUCACGCGGUGUUGCGAUUGCAGUCAACUUGCUGCCGCAGGGACGUGCAGCAGUUGUUGACAAAAUAAAGCAUUGGCUACGUGUUGGCGCCUCCUACGCCUUGCCCGUACUCAUAUUCGUACUAAUGCUGGGCGUUAUACCGCUACUGUUUGGACUACUACUCGAGUUGGUGGUGGUGAUACCGUUGCGUGUGCCCUUCUUUCAAACACCCAUACACUUUUUGUGGCAAGAUUGGGCACUCGGUGUGCUCUAUACCAAAAUCGCCAUAGCGUUGACGCUAAUGGGUCCCGAUUGGCAUUUGAAGCGUGCACUCGAACGUGCAUACCGCGAUGGUUUGCGUGAUAUUGAUUUGAAGUUUUUGAUACGCGAAUUGGCCACACCCGUCAUCACCUGUUUCGGUUUGGCACUGGCCAUACCCUACGUAAUCGCGCACUCCAUAUUACCGAUAUUCUUUAAGAACUCCGUGGCACGCUUGGAAAUAUCGCGCAUUGUCUAUCCGGUAUUCUUCAUAAUUGUCGUGGUGAUUGCAUACAUUUACUUCGAGAUCAAACAAUUCAAAAAGCUAUAUGUCGCCAUUAAGGUGGACAAAUAUUUGGUGGGUCAACGACUGGUGAACUAUGAACAUCGCAAGCGCAAGCAAGAAGCCGAAGCUGCAGAGGCGGCCGCAGCAGCCUCAUCCUCAACUGAUGGCGCGCAAGCAGCCAAGGAUGAGCCCGAGGAGGCGGCCAUCAAUGCAGCGAGCAUACUGGAGCGCGAAGAGUUGGAAAUGCGGCGCAGAGAGGCAGCGCUGGUGGAAGAUUUGGUGCGUGAUGAUUUAUUAUAAUGCCAACAACACUAAAUUGCAGGCAAAUGAAAUGAAGAGAAGUGAAAAUAAUACCUACCGUUACUUAUGCAUACGUGCAUACCAUUUCCGAAGGUGGAAUUAGUGAAAUUAAUCUAUUACACGGCAGCAAAAUUAUGUAAACACAACAAACAAAUUCAAAUAAAUCGAAUUGUAUUAAGCGUCAGAAGGCGUUCAUUCAUUUAGGCGUGCAACUAUCAGUGAUUUGUGAUUUAUUUGUGUAAUAGAAAAUUUCAUUUUUGGUGUCAGUGACAUAAUUAAAAAGUUAAGCAGCAGCCUAAUGAUCAGCUUAAUGAGUUUUCGUGUCUCAAAAUUCUCGCAGUUUCUAAUUUCUAUUUGGAAAUGGUUGCCAUGUGAAUUGUGUAAAUUAAUUUGCGUACGAAAAGCCAGAAAGCGUUGUGAUCUGUAGGUAUGUGCGUGUAUUUCGUGCGCUCAACGAUUUGAGCUGCGUUUGAGCGCGAUUUUGGGUGUUCUAGAUUUAAUGGGGUCAACAGUUUAGCAUACGAGUCAUAAUAAAAUUAAUGGAGAAGCAAAAAAAAAAUUAAAUAAUUUCAAAAAAAAUAAAAUAAUUUGAAAAAAAAAAAUAAAAAAUAAAUAAUAUUAAAAAUAAUAGAUGUGAAAUAAUGCCGUUGUGAAUUCGGAAUUUGUUAUUUUAAAUAUUUUCCGAUAAUUUUUUUUUUAAUUUUUGCAAUUUUUUUUUUUUAAUUUUUGAAUUUUUUUUUUAAUUUUUGCAAUUUUGUUUUUAAUUUUUGCAAUUUUUUUUUAAAUUUUUGCAAUUUUUUUUUCAAUUUUUGCAUUUUUUUUAAUUUUUGAAAUUUUUUUUUUUAAUUUUUGCUAUUUUUUUUUUAAUUUUCACAAUUUUUUUUUUAAAUUUUCGCAAUUUUUGUUUUAAUUUUUUGCUUUCUUUUCAAAAAUCAAAAUUUCUGUCGUAAUUAUUUAGUAUGUAAAUUGUUUUCUUCACACAUAUUUGAAGCUGGAUAGCUGCAUAAUCUUACUCUAAAUUCUAUUAUAUACACUCAUAAGUAGCAAUAAAACGAAAUUCAAUAUUUAAUAUAAUUCAUUUAUAAAAAAUUCACCGACACUCCCAUACUUUUCUCUGUGUAUUGCAAAUAUUUUGUAAUUAUUAAAAUUUUAAAAUUCUCAACACAGAAUUUUUAAUAAAAAAAAACAAAAAAAAUUAGUAAUGAAAUGUAGUUUUAGUAAGUCAUAAAUAUACAUAUACAUAAACAUACGUACAUAGUAUAUAUGUACACAAUUGCAUAUAUAGAAUUGAACUUGAAUUCGCCGCAAAUCCAAAACUUUUUCUUUGGAAAUUACAGAAAAUUUAAAUAUUUUAAAUUCUGUAUUGAUUGCUAUUAAUUAAAUACCGAGUAUAUGAAUGUAUAUUGUAUAAGCUAAGGUUACGAACAAAAAUGAGAAUAAAAAUAAAAGACAUAAAAAAAUGUAAAAAAA
Messenger RNA from Zeugodacus cucurbitae (melon fly), 4998 nucleotides. Its product is annotated as E3 ubiquitin-protein ligase MARCHF6. NCBI's taxonomy places the organism in Eukaryota, Metazoa, Arthropoda, Insecta, Diptera, Tephritidae. Gene Ontology annotation, cellular component: endoplasmic reticulum membrane. Gene Ontology annotation, molecular function: zinc ion binding. The coding region runs from base 331 to 3528 and encodes 1065 amino acids. The record is from RefSeq and is a predicted model, not a curated record. The transcript has 3 exons.